AUGAGAUAUCUACCGAGCUUCGCAUCUGCCAGCACCUUGGCGUUCCUGUUGGAUCUGCCCGCCGGCGGCUAUGCUCAAGCCAAUGUUAUCGGACCUGCCGACUUUUCGACAUGGUUCAACAUGACCGAAUUCCCCAACGCCCAAGCGAGCAAUGUGUCCAAAUACAUGUCCGAGGCCGUGGCCGUCUCCCAACCAGAUUUGUUCCAGCACUUUCUCAUUCGCUGCGUCGACGCCCAAAAGUACCCUGCAGUUCUGAAUGGUAUGCAUCCAAACGGCUUUAUCGCACCAGCGCGGCCCUUUCAGUCGCUGUUCUUUGUCGGCCAAUCUCACGUGUCAUCAUGGGCUGUAGACACUGGCGACGGCUUGGUCAUCAUCGACACGCUCGACAACCCGGACGAAGUCAAGAAGGUGCUGCUCCCAGGUCUCGAGACCUUCGGGUAUACUGGUCACGAUAUCAAGGCUGUUCUCAUAACACAUGAGCACUCAGACCACUAUGGAGGUGCCGGUUACCUUCAAUCUACCUUUGGCAUGAGCGUCUACGCCUCUGAGGCUGCGUGGACGACCAUGGCUCUCACCAAAGGAACGCCGAAGAAAGACAAGCACUCCGAUCGGCAUACCGUGGGCUUCUACGGCGGCGGCGGGAUUCCCUCAAGCGCCGAGGCCAAGUCGCAGCAAGUACAAUCCUUCAGCAAGUUUAGCACAGUGGCUCAAAAGUUAGGCGCCGACGUUCUACUCAGCAACCACCAAGAUCAGGACCAGUCUAUACAGAACUUUGAUAUUAUCAACGCUCACCAGGGUGGGGGCAUGGACGGAAGCCAUCGAGGCAACUUUGUGAAUCCCUUUGUCAUUGGUGUAGACGCAUACAGCCGGUAUCUGAAGGUUAUGCAAACAUGCGUUCGCGUUCAAGUGGCGCGUAUCAACCAGUUCUUAACUGUUUAA
This is a messenger RNA of Fusarium pseudograminearum CS3096, 939 nucleotides long. RefSeq lists its product as uncharacterized. Gene Ontology annotation, biological process: antibiotic catabolic process. NCBI's taxonomy places the organism in Eukaryota, Fungi, Ascomycota, Sordariomycetes, Hypocreales, Nectriaceae. The record is from RefSeq and is a predicted model, not a curated record. The coding region runs from base 1 to 939 and encodes 312 amino acids. Gene Ontology annotation, molecular function: zinc ion binding; beta-lactamase activity. The transcript is spliced from 2 exons.